AAAUUAUGGACAUUUUUUUCCCCAAAGUCAAGGGCAUUGAACAAUCCAUCAAAACUGAAUUAAACCGUCGCAGCGGCUUUGUGCAUCCGUCAUGGCGUGUCACCGAAAACAUGGCAUUUUGAGUGACCGUAACAUCCGAUAGGUACCAUCCUGUUUGGAACAUGUAUAUAUAACAUGCAUGGGUGACAAAUGACCACUAAAUACUGCACAAUGGCGAGGAUAGCUACAGUGUUUGCAUUCAUGGUGCUGCUAGCUGUGGUAGUAGAAGGAAGGGACUGGAGAUUCAAAACAUUGAACCGAGUGAAACGCGGCUUCAGCGACUUCGGGGCUGACAGUCGUUAUAGUGGGAGCAAUGAAAACGCCAGCGUCAGUGGAGAGCGGCUUGCCUGUGGCGAGGAACUUGGGGGAAGUUAUGGGAGCGGCAGUCGGGAGGUCGACUACAACAGGGAGCUGAAGGACCAUAGACACAACCGAUCCUUCAGCAAGGCGUCUGCGACGGCCUCCGCUAGAGCCUCCAACAAUCACCAUAAGGCUAAUCUUUGAAUUAAAUACUCUUCUGGUAAACGUAAAAAAGUCGUAGAAAUAAUAGAAUGUUUAGGAAUUAUGGAUUUUUUAUAUGUAGUUACCAUGUGAUUGAAGAGUUUUAUAAUUUUACUAGCUGUUGCCCGCGACUUCGUCCCCGUGGG
Trichoplusia ni (cabbage looper) is the source of this 686-nucleotide messenger RNA. RefSeq lists its product as uncharacterized. The coding region runs from base 190 to 543 and encodes 117 amino acids. The record is from RefSeq and is a predicted model, not a curated record. The transcript has 3 exons. Lineage: Eukaryota; Metazoa; Arthropoda; Insecta; Lepidoptera; Noctuidae.